AUGAGUACUAUAUUGGAAAAAAUAGCGGCUAUAGAGUCCGAGAUGGCUCGUACGCAAAAAAAUAAAGCUACAGCCCUUCAUUUAGGGUUACUAAAAGCGCGAUUAGCUAAGCUAAGACGUGAAUUAAUUACACCAAAAGGAGGUGGCGGUGCUACUGGUGAAGGUUUCGAUGUUGCUAAAACUGGAGAUGCCAGAAUUGGUUUUGUGGGUUUCCCAUCAGUGGGUAAAUCUACACUUUUAUCCAAUUUGGCUGGUGUAUACUCUGAAGUAGCAGCUUAUGAGUUCACAACGCUGACUACAGUGCCUGGUUGUAUUAAAUAUAAAGGUGCUAAAAUUCAGCUACUCGAUUUGCCUGGUAUCAUUGAAGGAGCAAAAGAUGGUAAAGGUCGAGGUCGUCAAGUAAUAGCCGUAGCUCGGACUUGCAGUCUCAUAUUCAUAGUUCUAGACGUCCUCAAACCUUUGCAACACAAGAAACUUCUGGAACAUGAGUUGGAAGGUUUCGGGCUGCGGUUGAACAAACAACCACCAAACAUACACUUUAGAAAAAAAGACAAAGGUGGCAUCAAUUUAAACACUACUUGCCCCCAAUCCGAACUAGACGUAGAAACAGUGAAGACAAUCCUCUCCGAAUAUAAAAUACACAAUGCAGAUAUCACCCUCCGCUACGAUGCCAACAGUGACGACCUGAUAGAUGUCAUCGAGGGCAACAGAAUAUAUGUACCGUGCAUUUAUUUAUUGAAUAAAAUUGAUCAAAUAAGCAUAGAAGAACUGGACGUUAUAUACAAAAUUCCACACUGUGUACCAAUAUCUGCCCAUCAUAAAUGGAAUUUUGAUGAUUUAUUGGAGAAAAUGUGGGAAUAUCUAAAACUAAUAAGGAUAUAUACGAAACCCAAAGGCCAGCUGCCAGAUUAUAACGCACCAGUAGUGUUACACGCGGACAGGACCAGUGUGGAGGACUUCUGUAACAAACUACAUAGAUCUAUUGUUAAAGAGUUUAAAUAUGCCUUAGUAUGGGGAUCGUCAGUAAAACAUCAGCCGCAAAAAGUUGGAAUUGAUCAUGUACUGUCUGAUGAAGAUGUCGUACAAAUUGUUAAGAAAGUC
Molecule: messenger RNA, 1101 nt
Organism: Brenthis ino (lesser marbled fritillary)
Lineage: Eukaryota; Metazoa; Arthropoda; Insecta; Lepidoptera; Nymphalidae
Source: the annotation of a GenBank genome assembly